GUAAUUUUCCCUAUAUAUAUAAUUCUGAGACGGAAAUGGUAAUUAAGAUUUUAGUGUAAGGGUAUAAGUGUCUUUUAAUCUAUAUAAUGUAAUGUGAAAUGUGAAUUAAUUGAAAUUUCACUGAACCAGAGUCCAUCAAUGGCGAAAAACGCUUCUUCUUCUUCAUCGUCCUCUAUGCAGAAGAUCAACCGCGAAGACGAUGAAUUGUUAUUAGACGGAUCCGAAUCGGGCUGGGUCGAGGCCCGAACACACUGCGACCAUUUGGAUUCAUUGUCGCCCGAUCUGAUUCACAUCCCAACACCCAACACAUCUUGCAGCAGGUGUGAACAUCCAAAGGAGAAUUGGUUGUGCUUGUGCUGUAAAGAAGUUCUGUGCAGCCGUUUUGUGAACAAGCACAUGCUACAGCAUUAUCAACACCAACAACAUAACUUGGCUCUUAGCUUCAGUGAUCUUUCAGUGUGGUGUUUCUCGUGUGAUGCUUAUCUCGAUGUUCAAGCGAUUGUGCCUCUGCGCCCUGCUUAUGAAACUGCGUAUAUAUUAAAAUUUGGUCAACCGCCUCCGUUUCGAUCAGUGGACUGAUUCAACCUGUUCUAUGAAUUUUUACGUUUUUUUUUAAUUAUGUAUGGUGGACAAAGUUGCAUAUGAAUAUAACCUUUGCUGAUUGUUUUGGUAUUUUGGUAAUUACUCGAAAGGGUUCGAACCCAUAAUCGCUCACCCGACCCUGUUGCAAGUGGGGUUCCGAAAUCCAAACCACUUAAGAAAA
This is a messenger RNA of Erythranthe guttata (spotted monkey flower), 763 nucleotides long. The record is from RefSeq and is a predicted model, not a curated record. Lineage: Eukaryota; Viridiplantae; Streptophyta; Magnoliopsida; Lamiales; Phrymaceae.